CGCUUUUGCAAAGCGUCCUAAGCUGACGUCACCCCCGGUGAGCAUAGCCGGCAGUAUUGAAGUGAAGUCUUGAGUUGUCUUCUUCACCACUUUGUAUUUUCAAAUAGCCUUUUAAAAACUACUUGCAAAUACAAUGACUUUCGAUGUCAGGAGGUUUGAUAUUUACCGGAAGGUACCUAAAGACCUGACGCAGCCCACAUACACAGGAGCCUUCAUCUCCGUCUGCUGCUGUGUUUUCAUGCUCUUCCUCUUCCUGUCUGAGCUCACCGGAUUCAUAGCGACAGAAAUAGUGAAUGAGCUCUAUGUGGAUGACCCUGACAAAGACAGCGGGGGGAAGAUUGAUGUGAGUUUAAACAUCACUUUGGCAAACUUGAACUGUGAUCUGGUGGGGUUGGAUAUUCAGGAUGAAAUGGGCCGUCAUGAGGUUGGCCACAUUGAUAACUCGAUGAAGCUUCCCCUGAACAGUGGCUACGGCUGCCGCUUCGAAGGGAAGUUUAGCAUCAACAAGGUGCCUGGAAACUUCCAUGUGUCAACGCACAGCGCCACCGCCCAGCCACAGAGCCCUGACAUGACGCACGUCAUCCACAAACUGGCCUUUGGGGACAAACUACAGGUUCAGAAUGUUCAAGGAGCCUUCAAUGCUUUAGGAGGAGCGAGCAAGCUGGAGUCAAACCCUCUGGCUUCCCAUGACUACAUCUUGAAGAUCGUUCCCACCGUGUACGAGGACAUGAGCGGGAGGCAGAGGUUUUCCUACCAGUACACUGUGGCCAACAAGGAGUACGUGGCCUACAGCCACACGGGCCGGAUCAUCCCCGCCAUCUGGUUCCGCUACGACCUGAGUCCCAUCACCGUCAAGUACACGGAGAGACGACAGCCCCUCUAUCGCUUCAUCACCACGAUCUGCGCCAUCAUCGGUGGAACGUUCACGGUGGCCGGUAUCAUCGACUCCUGCAUAUUCACAGCCUCUGAGGCCUGGAAAAAGAUACAGCUGGGGAAGAUGUCAUGAGCCUCCCUUCCACUGGGGGCCCCGGCGAGCUCACACUCGACCCUCCUUAUUUAUAUCAUUGGGACCUGUCCGACUGACACCCCCCUCCUCCCUGUCCCUCUCUCUCCCCCCCGCCUCCCCACCUUCUUUUAUUUUCCGUUAAAGUGGGGGUACGUUGGGGGAGAGAAAAUGCUGAGACAUUCUUGUCAUCGUCUUUUGUCAUCUAAAUGUGUUUCUGACUGAAAUCAUUGUAUUGAGAAUUUCUCAUCCAUGCAGAUGCAAUAGUCCUGUCUGUUUGUGUCAUGGUCCUCAAGAUUGUAAUUUGCCAAAGUAAAGCCGCAUUAACCUGUGACAAAUCCGUUGGCUGUACAGAUUGUUCAAGUGCAUUCAGUCUGUCUGUGAUUGUGCUGGAGUGUAGAACUCCUUCAUGCUCAAUAACAAUCAUCACCACUCCUAUCUGUUUGGUGUUCAUGUGACAGCCAAUCAGGAGCGCGGCCAUGCAGCAUCCAUGUGAUCUACGAACACGUAUCACAUGAUUGCAUGACGCCUGCAUGGCCGCGCUCCUGAUUGGCUGUCAUAUCAACACCCAGUAUAUAAGGAGAGAUGUUUUUCCAGAAUCAUUAGACAUGGCCUCAGAAGUUUGGAGAUUCACUAGCAUAUCAGGUAUGAUUACAUUUUUUUAAAUUAGAAAAGCAACCUGAAAUGCCGCAUAGAGACAAUGAUUGUUACCGCGUUCAAAAAAUACUUUGAGUAUCACGAUGGUUUAUUGCCCAGUCCGAAUUAUCAGAGCCUGUACUUUUACGCCAGGUGUUUGUGAUGAGAACUGCACGUGCUUUUGCUCUCCAAUUUUUCAGCGUCCUCGUCCCAAGCCGCCAUUUCCUGUAUAUUGUGUUAUGAGCCUCCACUAUGAAUGAAGGACUUUCUCAUUGUUCUUUUUAAAGAGAAGCUAAAUACCUGCCACUUUCAGAAGAGACUGACUCAAAGCAAAUAACAACACGCAAUUUGUAUUUCUAUUUGUAUUACAAAUACCCCUGAAAUUUGCAAAGAAAAGACUGAAUGGAUAUCUGAUUUAUAUAACUGUAAAAUAUGUGCCACCCCCCAUACAGACAAGUGAUUCCAUCCUUGAUCCUGCCUUCAAGGAGGCUAGGCAGAGAUUCUGCAGACAGGCACGAUUCAGAGAUGGCUGAAGUUUUGAAUUUUGUAGUUUUCGAACGGCAUGGCAAAUGGAGGUGUCUGCCUAUGCCAUGGUUAGGAGGGCUUGCUUAGCUAUCGCUCGGUCACAUACUCUGCUGUACUGAGUACCGUGUAAUUGCAUCAGUGUAGAACCGUUCGGUUUUUCUUAUCACGUUUGUGUAAAUCCUCUGGAUUUUUAUAGUAAUAUCAAUGUCGAAUCAUUAGGAGUUGAAACCACAGGCAAAAUUACUUUUUUGGACCAACCUUUAUUUUUAUUCACGAAAUCUGUAUUGACUGUGUCCCAUGAUUUUUUUCUUCUCCUUUUAAAAUAUUUUUUGAGAACUACUGAUCAUUUUUUUAGGCCUUGAAACUGUCCCUUCUGCUCUCGUUUGUGGGUUUUGGGUGCAGAUGAAAGAUUUAUUUGACAUGAAUAGCGACCAACUAAAAUGUAUGAAAUGCAUACAUUAUAGAAGGGCACACAUUACACAGCUGAGACCUGUAUAUGCCCCUUAGCAGUGUAAUAUAAAACCCAUCCCUGAGAAAGUGCAAGUUAAUGAACUUAAAGAUGGUACCUAUUGACUAUAGGUUUGUGUGUGUAUAUAUAUAUAUAGUUACACACACACAUGAAUACCUAUGUCAUUUUCUCAGAAUAAUUUGUGAGUAACCCACUGUUCUACAAUUGAGAAUAUUCUCACAUGGAUACAGUUCAGAAUGAGAGUUUUAAGGGAAGUUUUUGGCGACUGAAUUUCCUCUUUUCGUUCACCCCGCGUGCAUUAACCUCUCUCUGACUGGGAGGGAAAUUGUGCCAAUGAAGCAGUAGUGUUCAAGGUUCAGGGACGGCGAACGUGUCGCCGCGUGCAAAGGUCCCUACUUUUCUGUGAUUCUGCGCUGGCCUUCCUCCCUCCCAACAGUGCGCCUCGUCUCGCCAACGAGGGCCGAGAGACUGAACGCCUCCCCCCUCCCCGCCCCCCGCCCCCCGCCC
Molecule: messenger RNA, 3140 nt
Organism: Anguilla anguilla (European eel)
Lineage: Eukaryota; Metazoa; Chordata; Actinopteri; Anguilliformes; Anguillidae
Gene: ergic1
Product: endoplasmic reticulum-golgi intermediate compartment 1
Exons: 10
Coding region: 134-1006 (290 amino acids)
Biological process (GO): endoplasmic reticulum to Golgi vesicle-mediated transport; retrograde vesicle-mediated transport, Golgi to endoplasmic reticulum
Cellular component (GO): endoplasmic reticulum; COPII-coated ER to Golgi transport vesicle; Golgi membrane
Source: RefSeq, a predicted model, not a curated record